Molecule: messenger RNA, 910 nt
Organism: Capsicum annuum
Lineage: Eukaryota; Viridiplantae; Streptophyta; Magnoliopsida; Solanales; Solanaceae
Product: kinesin-like protein KIN-14L
Exons: 3
Coding region: 480-842 (120 amino acids)
Source: RefSeq, a predicted model, not a curated record
GAAGCAUCAAGGAAACCUUUCCAGAAGCCUAAAGCAACAGCUGAGCUUCAGGAAGGAUAUGAUGUCACAAAAUUGUAUGAUCAAGCGGGUAAUGAUAGUUUCAUGAAGACUCCUCCGAGUCCACCUUUUGCUUUUAGAAGCCAGGAUACUCCUCAAACUCCAGCUUCUGGUCUCAAAUACCAGCAAGAUCCUCGGAGUCCAACUUCUGGUUUUAAAAGCCAGCAGCCUCCUCGGAGUCGAACUUCCGCUUUGAAGAGCUGCAAUGCACCUAGGAGUCCAAUAAGUGCUGCCAUCUAAAGCCAGGUUGUGAAAACAACAAAUAACAGAACAAGGAUUCCUUCUCUUCAACUACCCAAGACACCCGAGCCACUAAUAACAUCUACAAGUAAGAACAAGGCAGGAAUGCAAAGUAACCGUACAAUUUCAUCUGAAUUCCAGAAGCCUUUGACUAGCAGUACUCAUGGAAAGGGAUCUCAAAUAUGAAGAUCACUUCAGACUAUUGGGAAACUUUGACUAGCAGUACUCAUGGAAAGGGAUCUCAAAUACGAAGAUCACUUCAGACUAUUGGGAAACUGAUUAAUGGUUCUGAUAUAAAGAACCAACAGAAAAGGACUGAAGCAGCAACCCCAUUAUCGCCUUUUAGUUGGCAAAAUGAGGAGAAUUCAUCAACGGCAUCUAAUGCAAGGACACUGAGAAGACAAUCCUUAACUGGCAUCCCACUACCAACCAUGUCGAGAAGAUCUUCAUUUGGAGGAGGGAACGUGCCAGAUUCUUGUGCAAAUGAAAGUAGAAAUUGCAAAACUCCAGGCGCGUCAGCCAAGUUAACAAAGAGGGGGCUAUGAGGAAACAACACUAAGUAGUUAACACCAAGAAGCUGAUACAUGAAAUAAAGAUUGAAAGACAUAAAUAG